This is a messenger RNA of Didymodactylos carnosus, 261 nucleotides long. NCBI's taxonomy places the organism in Eukaryota, Metazoa, Rotifera, Eurotatoria, Philodinida, Philodinidae. The record is from the annotation of a GenBank genome assembly.
AUGGGAUUUGUAAACAAAGUUGUACAACAGUUUAAUAUUGGAUUAGAUGGUGUGUAUGUUAAUACAAAAUUGGAUCAUGAAGUAGGUGAUCAUGACAAUAUGGCUUAUGUUGAAUUCCAAACACUUGAUGUGCUCCCAGAUGCUAAACAUCCGUAUGUAUAUUUUACAUUAUAUGCAAAAAACAGUGUACAACGAACGAAUGAACAGCAGACAACAAUUAAAACUGAAAAUAUAACAGAUGAUAAUCAACAAAAUGAUUAA